Molecule: messenger RNA, 2030 nt
Organism: Odobenus rosmarus divergens (Pacific walrus)
Lineage: Eukaryota; Metazoa; Chordata; Mammalia; Carnivora; Odobenidae
Gene: TMEM185B
Product: transmembrane protein 185B
Exons: 1
Coding region: 239-1291 (350 amino acids)
Source: RefSeq, a predicted model, not a curated record
CGCGCACGCGCACGCCCACCCCCGCCGCGCUUCCGGCCGGGCCACGUGAUCGCGCGCGCACGUGUUCCGGCCCCUCGGCGCGGCGGGUCGGAACCUCCUCCCGGUCCGGCCCGGCCGCUGCCCACCUAGACCUGCGGCAGGCCGGCCGGGGAGGCGGCGGGCCCGGGAAGCGGCGAAGACGCGGCGCCCGCCGAGUCGGGCGGAGCAGCGGGCCCGGUGGGCUGGCAGCGGCUUCGCCAUGAACCCCAGGGGCCUGUUCCAGGACUUCAACCCGAGUAAGUUCCUCAUCUACGCCAGCCUGCUGCUCUUCUCGGUGCUGCUGCCCCUCCGCCUGGACGGCAUCAUCCAGUGGAGCUACUGGGCCGUCUUCGCCCCCAUAUGGCUGUGGAAGCUGCUGGUCAUCGCCGGCGCCUCGGUGGGCGCGGCCGUUUGGGCCCGCAACCCUCGAUACCGCACCGAGGGGGAGGCCUGCGUGGAGUUCAAAGCCAUGUUGAUCGCCGUGGCCAUCCACCUGCUGCUGCUCAUGUUCGAAGUCCUGGUCUGCGACAGGGUGGAGAGGGGGACCCACUUCUGGCUGCUCGUCUUCAUGCCACUUUUCUUCGUAUCCCCAGUGUCCGUGGCCGCCUGCGUCUGGGGCUUCCGACAUGAUAGGUCGCUAGAGCUGGAGAUCCUGUGCUCUGUCAACAUCCUGCAGUUUAUCUUCAUCGCCCUGAGGCUGGACAGGAUUAUCCACUGGCCGUGGCUGGUGGUGUUCGUGCCCCUAUGGAUUCUCAUGUCGUUCCUCUGCCUGGUCGUCCUCUAUUACAUCGUCUGGUCCCUCCUGUUCCUGCGCUCCUUGGAUGUGGUCGCGGAACAGCGGAGGACGCAUGUGACCAUGGCCGUCAGCUGGAUAACGAUUGUCGUGCCCCUGCUCACUUUUGAGGUUCUGCUGGUUCACAGAUUAGAUGGCCACAAUACAUUCUCUUACAUCUCCAUAUUUGUCCCCCUUUGGCUUUCGUUAAUAACUUUAAUGGCCACGACAUUUAGGCGAAAAGGAGGCAACCAUUGGUGGUUUGGUAUUCGCAGAGAUUUCUGUCAGUUUCUGCUUGAAAUUUUCCCAUUUUUAAGAGAAUAUGGGAACAUUUCCUAUGAUCUACAUCAUGAAGAAAGUGAAGAUGCUGAAGAAACCUCAGUUCCAGAUGCUCCUAAAAUUGCUCCGAUGUUUGGAAAGAAGGCCAGGGUGGUUAUAACCCAGAGUCCUGGGAAAUAUGUUCCCCCGCCUCCCAAGUUAAAUAUUGAUAUGCCGGAUUAAACUUCUGGAGAGCACCCAUCUGUGGAUCGGGAACCGUAUACACACGCAAAAUCCACCUUACUUUUGCCUCUGUGUUCAUCCAUCCCAAACUUGGAACUGAAAAUAGGCCCCAAACACCAUCAUCUCAUGCCUUGUUUGAGAUUGAUGCCUGUCAGUCACUCAUCAGUAUGCACCAUAGAUGUAGGAGGUUAUUUUAAUACAUGGCUCUGUGUAUGUGUGCGCAUGCGUGUGUGCGUGUGGUGUGUGUGUGUGUGUGUGUGUGUGGUGUAUACGUGUGAGAGAACUUGCAUUCCAGGCUAGUGUUUAAAAGCUAGCUUGGGAGGAGUCAGUUGAAUAAUGGGUCCUCAGAUGAAAUGAAUACACAGCUGGGUUUUGUUCUGUUUUGUUUUUAAUGAUACCAUGACUAUCGAAAGUAUUGUUUCAAAGUAUUUUUAUAUACUACUAGUCUAUAGUUGUAUUUCAGAUUGUACCUGUUGGGACAUAAUAGCAAAUGUAAAGAAUUCUCUUUCCCUUCACUUGUUUAUAAGCCUUAGAGUUGUUGUUUUUAGUGUUCCUCCUGUUAAAAUAGUUUUUCUUUGGGCUUUGCUGAUACUGGUCUUUAAUAUCAUAAAAGGUGACUUUUUCUAAUGAAAUGAAUCCAUGCAUAUAUGAUAUUUAUAUGAAUAUUUUAGCAAUGUAUUUUGUUGAAUUCUAGUUCUGUGCAUUACAAUGUAUUACGUGACAGUAUUUUUUUAAGUUU